Vavraia culicis subsp. floridensis is the source of this 1638-nucleotide messenger RNA. RefSeq lists its product as uncharacterized. The transcript has a single exon. Gene Ontology annotation, cellular component: nucleus; cytoplasm. The record is from RefSeq and is a predicted model, not a curated record. NCBI's taxonomy places the organism in Eukaryota, Fungi, Microsporidia, Pleistophoridae. Bases 1 to 1638 code for a protein of 545 amino acids.
AUGUUAAUUUCGGCCUUCAGAAAUUUGUUUCUGAAAAAGCGGCUCACCGCAAAUCUUUCCAGAAACGGCACGCAGGUGCUCACGGAUGCCUUUCUGGACCUGGAGGGCACUACCAUAGUUCUCCAAAAGGACACAAAAACGAUGAAGUACCCGGUAGAGGAGAUGCAGAGCACCACGCGAAGCGGCAACAAGCUCAUGUUCAGCUACAAGGGCGCACAGAUCGUGAUAGAAAGCGUGUCUCUCAACGAUGUAUACACCGAGAUACAGCCGCUUCUGCCCACCACGAAGGUGCACACCAAGAGCACGGUCGAUUACUACUUCCUCGAGGACAAGGAGUUUGUUCUGUGCAAGAAAAGCGUAGGGAUAGAGAUUGUGCACGAGCUGCAGGAUUUUAUCAAGAUCAUGGAUGACAGGAUCUACCACUUCGAGGUGAUACGCGCGAACAUGCAGUUCUACAUGGACAAGCACAAGAAGAGCUUUGUGUGGGCGGGUGGUGAUUUUAAGACGUAUAUGGUGGUUUUUUACAGGGAAAUUGAGUUUUUGGAGUUUAUGUCGCUGUUUCUGGAGGCGUUGAAGAAGGAGAGCGGAUUUGUGGGAGGUGACUAUGGCGUGGUAGAGGGCGAAAGCAGGUUCACGGAGAUCGAAAAAGAUGCGUUUGAUGAGGCAGAGGAGUACUCCUUCACACACGAUCGCACAAGCGCUGUGGAGGAGCAUAGCGAGAGCGUGAGCGAGGAGCAGGAGGAGGACAGGGCGAAGACCGGUGGUGAUGGCGAGGAGUACAACAGCCUGUUGUACACGGACAAGGAUAUGGCAUUUGUUGCGCGUGGCAACACCGUUGGCGUGUUCAGCACGGCUGACAAGCUCAGGUUCAACUGCUCGAUAAAAAACGUGGAGGGAAAGAAGCGCAAGUUUCUAAAGAAGGACAAUCAGCUGCUGUUCCUGGACGAGCACCGGAGGGACGUAAAGUUCUUGGAUCUUGAGAAGGGAAAGGUGGUUGAGCGGAUCGGCCUUGCACGUGAUGUAAACGAUGUGAUGCUCAGGGACAGCGAGGUGCUCGGUAUGAACGAUAACAGCGUGUUUGUGGUGGACAGUCGUACGAAAGGCAUAGGGCGGGAUAACACGUACAAGACCAAGACGUACUUCACGAAGGGCAGCACGAGCGGCACGUUCAGCGCGAUUGGCAGUGUGAAGGGCGAUCUGCGCGUGUACAAGGAUGUGUUCAAGCGCGCACGUAUCCUGGUGUCCGGUCUUGGUGAUGAGGUGGUUGGGAUAGACAUAGGCGAGGAGUACGUCAUACUUACGUUUAAGAAUUACCUGAUCCUGUUCAAGAUUGAGGAGCGCAAGGACAAGAGAAAGGUGGUCAGACUGCAGCUCAGGCCAGAGCACGUAGCGUUCCUGAAGCACAACGUGUCGUUUACGCCGGGCAAGUUCAACGAAAGCAACACGGACAUAAUCACGUCGACCGGCAACUACGUUGUGACAUGGCGGGUGAGCGAUGUGCUGGGCGGCAAUUUGUAUGCGUACAAAAUGCGGGAGUACGGAUCGGAGGUGGUUGAUGACAGCUUUGUCGGUGAGGACCGGGUGCUGGUCACUUUGAAGGAUGACCUGAAGAUGUUGAACAAGAAGAACAUAAAGUAG